AUGGACUUCGCAGGUGGCUACCACGACCCAAGCCAUCUGCAAGUUUUGCACCAUACUUCACCUUAUCCAUCAAGAACAUCAUCUACCACAGCAGCAUACGGUGUUCUCUUUCUAAUUUUCAUCUAUUACGUCCUCCAGUACCUUGACUACACAAAUCUCCCAAUGUCUGAGCUCCUUUGGAACUCCUUAGUCUAUAUAACCCCAUCACAGAUCUUAUCGGCUCUGGACAGUGGCUUUGGAACAGCAAUGGCCCACGAUGCGCAAAACGACAGUACAGGUUUCAACUCAAAGGGUCAUGCAAGCAAGAGUAACACCAUGAGACGGAUCUUUGGUCUGGAUGGUACAGGCAUCUUGACCACAAUCCAGCGGACGAGGACGAUUUCGAACGUUGGCAGCGUCUUCAAGGCACGGCCAAGCAAUAGUCUACCGGGUUUGGGCAAUUGGGACAACUCUUGCUAUCAGAAUAGCGUUCUACAAGGUCUGGCUGCACUGGAGUCUCUGCCUGCUUUCCUGAGGUCGAAUCCAGCAGGGACAUCAGGACCUACGCAGAAAGCUCUGAAUGAGACGAUUGCCAGGUUGAACGAUCCAGCCAAUGUGGGAAAGACAUUUUGGACCCCUGCAGAGCUGAAGAGCAUGAGCAGCUGGCAACAGCAGGACGCUCAAGAGUACUUUUCGAAAAUAUCGGAUGAGUUGGAGAAGGAUACUGCGAAGGCUGCGAAUAAGAGACCUGGUAGUAGUGGACUGGAAACCUUGCUAGGUGUAGAACGGAGUGAUACGCGGACGAGUUCGCCAGAGACGACCUCGGUCCCUCGGACAAGCAGUAUUGCUUCUUCUGAAGAUACGAUACAUGUUGAACGGCUUCCCGAAGAAGUCGCAUCUCUCAUAGUACGAAACCCUUUGGAAGGCCUCCUGGCACAGCGCGUUGGCUGCCAGCAGUGCGGCUACGUCGAAGGCUUGUCUCUGGUUCCUUUCAACUGCCUCACCGUCCCACUAGGUAGGCAAUGGAUGUACGAUGUUCGAUCGUGCCUUGAUGAGUACACUGCUUUAGAGCCAAUCAACGGAGUCGAAUGUGCCAAGUGCACGCUGCUGCGAGCCAAGCAGCAGAUGGAGCAGCUACUUUCUAAAUUACAUCCAGACACGGGCGAAGGAGAACCAGCUCCAGAUGAGGCGACAAAAGCUUUGCGACUCUCUUUACGAGAAAGACUCGAUAUCAUCACUCAAGCCCUGGAAGAUGAAGACUUCUCGGAUCAAUUGCUGAAGAAAUGUCAGAUACCUUCGAACAAGCGUGUCUCAACGACGAAGACGCGGCAAGCAGUCAUCGCUCGUAGCCCAAGUUCAUUGGUUGUUCACGUCAAUCGAAGCAACUUCGACGAGCUUACCGGCGUCCAGAGCAAAAAUUCAGCCACCGUUAGGUUUCCUCAGCAGCUGGACUUGGCGCCUUGGUGCCUCGGUCGUGACCCAAGCUCGGAUAACGAGGAUGACAGUGUGGAAACGUGGAAUGUCGAUCCGUCUAAGUCUAUGCUGUCGACCGAAGACAGCAUUGAGAAACUUGACUUUGGGAAGAUGUACGAGCUUCGAGCUGUUAUCACGCACUAUGGACGGCAUGAGAACGGUCAUUACAUUUGCUAUAGACGAUCUCCGUACAGUUGCAAACCAGAUGUAUACACAAAUGUUGAAAGCUCUACUACGCCUUGGUGGCGCCUCAGCGACGAGGAUGUGACAGAAGUUGACGAGGACACUGUUCUGGCGCAGGGAGGGGUGUUUAUGCUUUUCUAUGAGCAAGUGGCACCUCUUACGCCGGAAGAAGCGCCUAGGCCCGUUCUCGACGAGCCAAAAGCGGAGUUGCAGACCAUAGCUGAAGAGGGCAAAGCUUUAGACCCCACUCAAGUCAUUGAUGUGCCAGAGAUGUCGAUUUGCGAUGAUAGCCAAUCUGUAAAGCUGGAGCAAGAAGAGCUGGCUUCUGCAUCUGCACAUCCAGCAAACCUUGUCUCCCUUCAAGCGCCGACUGAAGGCACAGGAAGUAAUGCGCCUGUCGUCGAGAACCCAGAGCCUCAAGAAGCCCCGAAGGUCAAUCCCGUCGCCACUAUCCGUGACCCAUCUCAACCUUUGUGCCUUGGGUCACCGAAGACUCCAUUGCCGGCUGCUUCAGAAGCCAGGCCAAGCUCUCCAGCUCCAGCACCAGCACCACAGCCCAAAACAAUUGCGAAAGUUGCGUCUCCUGAGCGCAAGGAGGUUGCAGUUGAGCCUGCAGAGCCUGCGACCCAAGUUGAUACGCAUAAGGAGAACCAGCCUGUCAGUCCUACGUCAAUGCGAACGGCAGGCCCUCGAAACAGCAGAAGCAGUGGAAGCAGAGCUGGGAAGGCGAUGGGAUCAGUGGCUGGAUUUGUGCAGGCCAAUUGA
Molecule: messenger RNA, 2400 nt
Organism: Letharia columbiana
Lineage: Eukaryota; Fungi; Ascomycota; Lecanoromycetes; Lecanorales; Parmeliaceae
Exons: 1
Coding region: 1-2400 (799 amino acids)
Biological process (GO): protein deubiquitination
Cellular component (GO): cytosol; nucleus
Molecular function (GO): cysteine-type deubiquitinase activity; cysteine-type endopeptidase activity
Source: RefSeq, a predicted model, not a curated record